Molecule: messenger RNA, 2040 nt
Organism: Tetrahymena thermophila SB210
Lineage: Eukaryota; Ciliophora; Oligohymenophorea; Hymenostomatida; Tetrahymenidae
Exons: 2
Source: RefSeq, a predicted model, not a curated record
AUGGUAAAGGAAGGAUAAUAAAAAUAGGAAAUUAGCAAGAGCACAUCUUCUGAACAGUCAAAUAAAGAAGAGAUUUAGCCCUCAAGAAAUGAUAGUGACCAAAGCGGUACUAAAACUAAUCCUAUUGAGACUGAGUUAGCUUAGCAAUAAUCAGUAGAAACAAACAAUGCAGCUAAUGAAGGAGAUGUAUAAAAAAUUGAAAAAAUUCCUAGCUCAGAAAAAGUUUAGAAAACUGAAUAGAACAUUCAAAAGCAAAGCUCCCAAUUUAAUGAUGAGAAAGGAGGAGAUAGUUCUCUAAAAGCAAAUACUUCAUAGAAAAUUGAGCAAAAUUUGAAUUCAGCUUUCUCAGCUAUGGGAGGAUUUAUGUCUGGAAUCAUAAAUAAGGUGUAGCAAGGAGCGUCUUCUAGCUUAGGAUAAAAUUAAUCUACUUUGCAUCGUCGUCAGAAAAACGAAGAUUUCAUUCAAGAGAGAGAAGUUUUAAUGCAAUCUGCUUAGAAUAGAAAAAGCUCUGUCUAUUCUCUGUUGAAAGAAUGGGAUUAAGCAAGAAUUAAUUCUUUAAAUAUCCACAGAAAUAUCAUAGAAAGUAUCUUGGGAAGAGUUGACUAGAGGAUGAAGGCAAGCUAAGAAAAUUUAACAGGUAUUACUCUUUUCAUUAAAGUGAUUGUAGAUUAAAUUAAAAAUGCAGCAUCAGUCAACCUCCCAAGUAUAUCUAAUGGCCAUAUCUAUAAGGCUAUCUAUGAUAAAAUCUAUGAAGCUAUUCAUAAAUUUGAAAACAGCACUUUAGAAAUGAAGAAAAAAGCACUCACUUUUCAUGAAAAAGUUGAAGUAGAAAUUCACUAAGGAUUAAUAGCUGCAGAAGCUGAGCAUUAUUCAAAUACCAUAGCAACUAUACGCACUAAUUUGCUUAACUUAAAACGCUCACUACAUGAGUAAUAAUUAAAAGUUACGCGUAAAAGCAUCAAAGUGAAAGAUGUCUACACACAUAACUCUGACUCUUCAAAGAAACCAAAGAAAGAUUUUCAAAAGUCAUUAUAUUCUUUUCUUUUAGCAUGCCAGGAUUUUAGAGAUCUUCAAAUAAUUUUGGCUAAAGCCACUGUUGGAUUUUGGAAAAAGUCUAUUGAACUCGAAAAGCAACGUUCAAAAGCAGUACAAAAGAUAGUUACCGAUUUCAUUCAUCUUCACUAAACCUAUGUAGUAGAACAGGGACUUCCUACUUAUUUUACUUAGGAUUUAGUUUAAACACUACAAUAAUAAGUGGUAACAGAUGAAUUUAUUAUAAAUCAUAUGGAUUUUAAUUCUAUCAUCUCCCCUGAAGAUUAAAUCUACAUCUCAACACAGUUAAAAAAGCCUAAAAAAAUAACUGUUCCAGCUCAAAUUUCUUCUGAAGGAAAGUAAGAAGUAGCUGAAUAAGGAAUUUAUGACAUAUCAAUUUAGGAAGUCUAUCAUUUCUUGACAAAAAUUUAAUAUCCUCAAUUUGAUGACACAGGUCUUGCUCACAAAAAAAUGCAAGUCUAGAGAGAAUUCCCUAAAGAGCAUUUCAAAAACACUACAAUUUUGAUCACGCCUGACUCAUUCUUAUUAUGCUAUGACGAAUAAACUUAGUAGAAUAAUCAAAAUCCUCAACAUUAGUCAUAGCAACCACAAUAACAAUAACAAUAACAAUAACAAUAACAAUAACAAUAGCAACAACAUUCUUAGGAUUAAGAAGAAGAGCAGAAAGAAUAACCAAAAUAGGAAUAACAAUAAUCUAAAGAACAUCAAGGCUAGGAAGAAAUUAAGAGAGUUAGAACUUCAAGUACAUAAAUAGAAGACGAAUAAUAUUAAAGAUUAUUUUAUUAGCGUUAGCCUGACUAUUAAAUGCAAAUCUAGCAAAUUACAUUAAAAAGAAAUGGAUUAGCACUUGAUUUAAAAUCUAGUUCAAAAUCUAGUUUCAUACAAUUAUUGUAUCCCUCAAGUGAAAUAAAGUUCCUUUUUAAAACUUCAGACCAAAUGGAAGAAUUUAUCUAAAUAAUACAAGCCUUAGAAGAAAUCUCAGAUUGA